CCGACCAGAAGCCGAGUACGGAAGUGGGAAGCGGAAACGCCACUGUGCGGGCUCAGGGUUCCGCCUGUGGACAGCUCGCCGGUCGGGUUCUUCUGCUGACACCAUUUUAGCCUUUCUGUACACCGCGAAGUCGGGGAAAGAUGGCUGGACGGCUACCGGCGUGUGUUGUGGACUGCGGUACAGGGUGCAAUUCUUUUUCUCUUGCAGUUACACCAAACUGGGGUACGCAGGGAACACAGAGCCACAGUUCAUCGUUCCAUCAUGCAUUGCCAUCAAAGAGUCAGCUAAGGUUGGAGACCAAGCUCAACGGAGAAUGAUGAAGGGGGUGGAUGACUUGGAUUUCUACAUCGGAGAUGAAGCGGUAGACAAGCCGACAUAUUCCACAAAGUGGCCAAUACGUCAUGGGAUUGUAGAAGACUGGGACCUAAUGGAGCGCUUCAUGGAGCAAAUCAUCUUCAAGUACCUUAGGGCUGAACCUGAAGACCACUACUUCCUCCUGACGGAGCCUCCUCUGAACACACCAGAAAACCGUGAAUACACAGCAGAGAUCAUGUUUGAAUCCUUCAAUGUACCAGGGCUGUACAUUGCUGUGCAGGCCGUGCUUGCUCUCGCAGCCUCAUGGACGUCCAGACAAGUAGGCGAGAGGACAUUGACGGGCACUGUUAUUGACAGUGGUGACGGUGUAACCCAUGUCAUCCCUGUGGCUGAAGGUUAUGUUAUUGGCAGCUGUAUAAAGCACAUUCCCAUCGCAGGGCGAGACAUUACUUACUUCACCCAGCAGCUGCUAAGAGAGAGGGAGGUGGGCAUCCCACCAGAGCAGUCACUGGAGACAGCCAAGGCAGUCAAGGAACGGUUCAGCUACGUGUGCCCAGAUCUUGUCAAAGAGUUUAACAAGUAUGACACAGACGGCUCCAAGUGGAUUAAGCAGUACACCGGUAUCAACGCCAUCAGCAAGAAAGAGUUCACUAUUGAUGUGGGAUACGAGCGAUUUCUGGGACCUGAGAUCUUCUUUCACCCAGAGUUUGCCAACCCAGACUUUACCCAACCUAUCUCUGAGGUUGUCGACGAAGUCAUUCAGAACUGUCCUAUUGAUGUCAGGCGUCCUCUCUAUAAGAACAUUGUUCUAUCUGGAGGCUCCACCAUGUUCAGGGACUUUGGUCGCCGUAUGCAGAGAGAUUUAAAGAGGACUGUUGAUGCCAGACUGAAGAUGAGCGAGGAACUGAGUGGAGGCAAACUUAAGCCCAAACCAAUUGAUGUCCAAGUUAUUACUCAUCAUAUGCAGAGAUAUGCUGUCUGGUUUGGCGGAUCAAUGUUAGCAUCAACGCCCGAGUUCUACCAGGUUUGCCACACCAAAAAGGACUACGAAGAGAUUGGGCCAAGCAUCUGUCGCCACAAUCCUGUGUUUGGAGUCAUGUCUUAACUAAAUCUAACAGCAUUGGGGUGGGUGACAGGGAGGGUUCGGGUUUGACUUGUUGUCAAGGACAGGUUCAGGAAGUGGAAAGAGGUGGUGCUCUUGAGGCAGCCCAGAGAGCAAAGGACUGUUUUUCUUUUCCCUUUUUGCCUUUUGUUUUUCAAAAUGAGGGAAAUGGUUUUACAGUUUUACAAACCCGUUUGCUGAUAUUUUUUGUUUCUUCUAAGUAACAUGCAGUGAAUGGUGAGGAUGGUGAAGUGCAUGAUUGUGAUGAUCAGGGGUUGGUGGACAGCUUGAAUAAUAAAGCCUUUACAUCUUCAAGGUGGGAGUAUUUCUGCUAAGUUUAAAACACAGCUUUGUCUGCAUCUCUCCUUUCUAGCUCCAAAAUACACUGUGCAUCUCUAGAAGAGCUUGUUUAUAUUACAUGCCUUUUUUAAUUGUAAAUCCAGGAUGAAAUCAAGGGUUAAAAAAUAGACUGUUUCAUCUGAUGGUGCAGCUUUGAUACACAGUAUUUUCCAAACUUUACUUCAGUCUCCCAAUUCUCCCGUGUGUGUCAGUGUGGUGUGCUAAUUUCUCAAGCAUUGAAUCAUUGAAUGCUUUCACUUCAGACAGUGGCAGGUUUCCACCUCUAUGAUGCAGGGAAAGAAAACAAGAAUUUGACAUUAGAACGAACCAGUUGAAUUCAAAUGACUGUGAGACCAGUAUUAUUUGAUCUUUUUUUUUUUUUUUUUUAAAUACCAAAUUAUUCAAAGAAUGGAAUUUGUGUAUUUAAUGCCUUGCUACAUUCCAAUAAAGGCGUGAAUUGGUUUCUUAAAACUGCAGUUUCCUGUACUUUAUUUUCAGUCAUCCUACUAACGUGUCACAGUAAAGUUUGAUUUAAAGCUUGGGGUAGUCUUUGUAAACUAUUCUUUAAUUGCCAAAAACAAUUUGAAAUGUGGACUCGUAGGACCACAGAACACUUUUCCACUUUGCGUCAGUCCAUCUUAGAUGGGCCCAGAGAAGCCGGCGGCGUUUCUGGGUGUUGUUGAUAAAUGGCUUUUGCUUUGCAUAGUAGAGUUUUAAAUUGCACUUACGGAUGUUGCGCCAAAGAGUAUUUACUGACAUUGGUUUUCUGAAGUGUUCCUGAGCCCAUGUGGUGAUAUCCUUUUCACAUUGACAUCUAUUUUUGAUGCGCUGCCGCCUGCGGGAUCGAAGGUCACGGGCAUUCAAUGUCGGUUUUCGGCCUUGCCGCUGACAUGCAGUGACUUUUCCAGAUUCUCAAAACCUUUUGAUGAUAUUGUGGACCGCAGCUGAUGAAAUCCCUAAAUUCCUUGCAAUUGUACAAUGAUGAACAUUGUCCUUAAACUGUUGGACUAUUUUCUCACGCACUUGUUCACAAAGAGGUGAACCUCGCCCCAUCUUUGCUUGUGAAUGAAUGACUGAGCAAUUCAGGGAAGCUCCUUUUCUACCCAAUCAUGGCACCCACCUGUUCCCAAUGAGCCUGUUCGCCUGUGGGAAGUUCCAAACAGGUGUUUGAUGAGCAUUCCUCAACUUUCGCAGUUUUGUUUUCCACCUGUCCCAGCUUCUAAAUUAAUGAUUAUUUGCUAAAACAAUAAAGUUGAUCAGCUUGAACAUUAAA
Phycodurus eques (leafy seadragon) is the source of this 3029-nucleotide messenger RNA. RefSeq names its product actin-related protein 3. Bases 314 to 1420 code for a protein of 368 amino acids. Gene Ontology annotation, biological process: Arp2/3 complex-mediated actin nucleation. NCBI's taxonomy places the organism in Eukaryota, Metazoa, Chordata, Actinopteri, Syngnathiformes, Syngnathidae. The record is from RefSeq and is a predicted model, not a curated record. Gene Ontology annotation, cellular component: Arp2/3 protein complex; actin cortical patch. The transcript is spliced from 12 exons. Gene Ontology annotation, molecular function: actin filament binding.